UCAGUCAGUCAGUCAGUCACGCUGCGCGCGGCGCGGGAGCUGCGGGCGCUCGCGGCGUCUCCGGGGAAGGAGCGCCGCGCCUGAGGAGGCGGCGGCGGGAGCCGGGGGAGCGGCGGCCGCCGGACCAUCGAGCAGCAGCCGCGAUGGAGCAGUUAUCGGAUGAAGAAAUUGACCAUGGUGCUGAAGAAGACAGUGAUAAGGAAGAUCAGGAUCUGGACAAAAUGUUUGGAGCCUGGCUAGGGGAGCUAGACAAACUCACUCAGAGUUUGGAUUCUGACAAGCCCACGGAACCGGUAAAAAGAUCUCCUCUUCGUCAGGAAACAAAUAUGGCCAAUUUUUCUUAUCGCUUCUCCAUAUACAACUUGAAUGAAGCUCUGAAUCAGGGAGAAACUGUGGAUCUGGAUGCCCUGAUGGCCGAUCUUUGCUCGAUAGAGCAGGAGCUCAGCAGUAUUGGUGCAGGAAAUAGUAAGCGUCAAAUCACAGAAACAAAAGCCACUCAGAAAUUACCUGCUAGCCGACAUACAUCAAAACAUGGCACUUUGAAAGGAUUGUCUUCUUCAUCUAACAGGAUAACUAAACCAUCACAUGCCAACUACUCUCUGGAUGACAUCACUGCACAGUUAGAACAGGCUUCCUUGAGCAUGGAUGAGGCUGCUCAGCAAUCUGUACUAGAAGAUACUAAGCCCUUAGUAACUAAUCAGCAUAGAAGAACAGCAUCAGCAGGCACAGUGAGCGAUGCUGAAGUGCGCUCUAUUAGUAACUCCUCUCGUUCUAGCAUCACCUCCGCAACCUCCAGCAUGGACUCUUUGGAUAUUGAUAAAGUAACACGCCCUCAAGAACUGGAUUUGACACAUCAGGGGCAGCCAGUUACUGAGCAUGCUAUUUCUCUGAGAUGUUCCAGCAAGCAGGCCAAGCAUCAUAUUGACUUCACAGAAGAACAGGCUGAGCUGACACCUCACUCCUAUCUGGACAGGGAAACCUCCCUUCUUCUGAGAAACAUUGCAGGAAAACCUUCUCAUUUGCUGACCAAGGAAGAACAGGCAGCAAAAUUGAAAGCUGAGAAGAUCAGAGUUGCCCUGGAGAAAAUUAAAGAGGCACAAGUGAAAAAGUUGGUGAUUAGAGUCCACAUGUCUGAUGAUAGUUCUAAAACAAUGAUGGUGGAUGAGAGGCAGACAGUGAGACAAGUGCUGGAUAACCUAAUGGACAAAUCCCACUGCGGUUAUAGUUUAGACUGGUCGCUGGUAGAAACCAUCUCUGAAUUACAAAUGGAGAGAAUCUUUGAAGAUCAUGAAAACUUGGUUGAAAAUCUUCUUAAUUGGACAAGAGAUAGCCAAAACAAGCUUAUAUUUAUGGAACGUAUAGAAAAAUAUGCACUUUUCAAAAACCCACAGAAUUACCUUCUGGGGAAAAAGGAAACUGCUGAGAUGGCAGAUAGAAACAAGGAAGUGCUAUUGGAGGAAUGUUUUUGUGGAAGUUCUGUAACUGUACCAGAAAUUGAAGGAGUCCUGUGGUUGAAAGACGAUGGCAAAAAGUCCUGGAAAAAGCGUUACUUUCUUUUGCGAGCAUCUGGUAUCUACUAUGUCCCUAAAGGAAAAGCAAAGCUGUCUCGGGAACUGGUGUGCUUUCUCCAGCUGGAUCAUGUCAAUGUUUAUUAUGGACAGGAUUACCGGAACAAAUACAAAGCACCUACAGAUUAUUGUCUGGUGCUAAAGCACCCACAGAUCCAGAAGAAAUCUCAAUACAUCAAGUACCUUUGUUGUGAUGAUGUGAGGACCCUGCAUCAGUGGGUCAAUGGUAUCCGCAUUGCAAAGUAUGGGAAACAGCUCUACAUGAACUAUCAAGAAGCCUUGAAGAGGACAGAGUCAGCUUAUGAUUGGACUUCCUUAUCCAGCUCCAGCAUUAAAUCAGGAUCCAGUUCUUCAAGCAUCCCAGAGUCUCAGUCAAAUCAUUCUAAUCAAUCUGACAGUGGAGUGUCUGAUACUCAGCCAGCAGGACACAUCCGCUCCCAGAGUAUUGUGAGCUCCAUCUUCUCUGAAGCCUGGAAACGUGGCACUCAGUUGGAAGAGUCCAGCAAGGCCAGAAUGGAGUCUAUGAAUCGACCCUACACUUCACUUGUGCCCCCUUUAUCCCCACAGCCCAAACUGGUCACGCCCCACACUGCCUCACAGCCUUCCCCACCUCUACCGCCCCCACCCCCACCACCCCCUCCGCCCCCACCCCCGCCCCCCCCACCUCCCCCUCCCCUGCCCAGCCAAUCUGCACCUUCUGCGGGCUCAGCAGCCCCAAUGUUUGUCAAGUACAGCACAAUAACCAGGCUGCAGAACGCUUCUCAGCACUCAGGACCCCUAUUCAAGCCUCCUGCACCCUCAGUGAUGCAGUCUCUGGCCUCCACCUCACAGUCAGGAAAGCCUCAGAUCCUGGUGCCCCCCAAUGGAGUCGUUCCCCCACCGCCUCCUCCACCCCCACCGCCCACCCCGGGUUCAGCUAUGGCCCAGCUCAAACCAGCACCCUGCACCCCGUCCCUCCCACAGUUCAGCCCCCCACCUCCUCCACUGAAGAUUCAUUACGUUCAGCACACCACUCAAGUGGCUCCUCCAACGCCACCACCACCCCCUCCUACCCCCGGGCCCCUCCCUCCCCAAGCACCCCCCAAACCCCUUGUGACUCUGCCCCCACCGACCAGCGCCAAGACUGUGCCACCUGUUAUGACGCAAGCUGUGCCACCCACACCUACUCCUCCAGCCCCACCAGCAAAGAAGCAGCCAGCUUUUCCUGUUUCCCAUAUUCCACCCUCUCCCCCUGCUCCCCCAGGUCCGGUCCCCCCACCCACGUUACCCAAGCAGCAGAGCUUCUGUGUAAAACCACCUCCCUCUCCUCUAUCCCCCGUGCCCUCCGUGCCCUCCGUUGUGAAGCAGAUAGCCAGCCAGUUUCCACCCCCUCCAGCCCCUCCCCCUGGGGAGCCACCCUUCAAGCCUCCCUCCACAAAUGUGGCCCCACAGUCCCCUCCUGCUGUGAAAGCAAAACCCAAGUGGCAGCCCAGCUCUAUCCCUGUCCCCUCUCCGGAUUUCCCUCCUCCUCCUCCUGAGAGCAGCCUGGUGUUUCCUCCACCACCUCCUCCUCCUCCACCUCCCCCUCCUCCACCACCGCCGCCACCACCACCAGCCCCCGCCCCAGCCCCGCCUCCCCUGACAACUACACCCACAGUUUCUCCUGCCUCGGACAAAAGUGGAUCUCCAGGCAAAAAGACCAGUAAGACAUCCAGCCCUGGGGCAAAGAAACCUCCCCCAACCCCACAGCGAAACUCCAGCAUUAAGUCCAGCAGUUGUACAGAGCACCCUGAGCCUAAAAGACCCUCAGUGGACAGUCUAGUGAGCAAGUUUGCGUCGCCAGCAGAACCCUCAGGGUCUCCCAGCAAAGAGACCCCACCACCUCCAGCAGCGCCCCCCAAACCUGGAAAACUCCAUCUUUCUGGAGUCAACCUUCCCGGAAUUCUCCAGCAAGGGUGUGUGUCGACAAAAGCGUCUGUUCUGAGUGGGCGUGGAAAGGACUCUGUGGUAGAGUUUCCUUCUCCUCCAUCCGACUCUGACUUUCCACCCCCUCCACCUGAAAUAGACCUUCCUCUGCCCCCCAUAGAGAUUCCAGCUGUGUUCUCGGGAAACACCUCGCCUAAAGUGGCAGUUGUUAAUCCUCAACCACAGCCAUGGUCCAAAACAUCCAUGAAGAAGGCGCCUCCACCCACACGCCCCAAGCGGAACGACAGCACCCGCCUCACUCAAGCGGAGAUCUCGGAGCAGCCGGCAAUGGCCGCAGCUGUGCCACAAGUGCCCACCUCUCCCAAAUCCAGCCUUAGUGUCCAGCCUGGAUUCCUAGCCGACCUCAACAGGACACUGCAACGGAAGUCCAUCACUCGGCAUGGCUCGCUCUCUUCCUCCCGGGUAUCCAGAGCAGAACCCACAGCCACCAUGGAUGACAUGGCGUUGCCCCCGCCCCCCCCUGAGCUGCUUUCUGAUCAACAGAAAGCUAGUUACGGAGGUAGUCAUAUAUCGGGCUAUGCAACGUUGCGGAGAGGACCCCCUCCCGCUCCCCCCAAGAGAGACCAGAAUACCAAGCUCUCAAGAGACUGGUAGUUGCUACCAUAGGACUUUAUUUUCAUGGUGUCUGUAAUCAGUUCUACAAUCAGCUCAACUGAUCACCUAUGAAUUCUGGUGUUCAGAGCCUCCUAGUAUGAUGUUUGUAUUCAGGUAGUAUCCAGCUAUGUGUGUGUGUACAUGUUCGUGGACACACAGAGCUAUACAUAUAUAGAGAUAGUGUGUGUGUAUAUGUAUAUAUAUAUGUAUACAUAUAUGUUUGUGUAUAUGUAUAUAUAUAGCUGAGAGUGAGUCUAUUUAUUCCUUUUCGCUCCUAAUCUGAAAACGGGCUAGUGUAUUUUGGGUGGAAGAGGCAUGGAAGGGGAUGUGUGUCCUGUCCCUUAUGAUUUCUAUUAUCUAUCAUGUGGAUUGGACCAAAAACUUCUAAUGACUUACUUAGAAGGCAUUUUGUAAGUGUCCAUGUGCAGCUUCUCUGUGCAUGUUGUAUAUUAUAUAUUAAGGAAUAGACGUAUCAUGUGCUGUUUCUCAGUUUGAGAAGACAACAGAAUGUUUGGUGUAUCGAUGGGACUUUUGUGUUUGUUUUUUCCCCAGUUGGCUGACGUUCGAACUGCUUGGCUGACACUUCAUCACUCAUACGUGAAGGGGCACUUUAAGUCAGGAAACUGUCAGCAUCGUGGGUGGGUCAGUAGCACAGUACGGGGAAGUCGUCACAGAUGCUGCGUCUGUCCAUGGCGGGGCACAGAGUAAACAGGUCAUGGAACUAAGGCAUUCUAGCUGAGUCGUGCUGCCAUGAUCACACCUGUAUCUAGGAUGUGUUCAGUCACAGGUAAGCUCUUUGCCUGCCAUCCACGGAUAAUGGAGUGCUGUAAUCCCGGAUAAUUCUUUUUGUACUGUUGGAAUCUUUUUCAUGAGCUUUGUGAAGCCUCAUCAAGCUUGGCUUCGUGAUCCUUGUUUUGAUUUGUUGAAGAGAAUAUCUGACACAGUACCCCUGGAAUGCUCCAUCCCAGUAUGUCUUUGGGUCACCAGUUAUCUUACAGUGUGUGCUUUAGGUAGAUGUUGAUAGUAGAGAUCUGUAGACAAUUGCUGUAUCAAAUAUACACAUCCCAUGUCUGACACAGUGCUCAUUACACAGAACAAAAUCACCUUCUGAAAUGUGUUUUUGUAUGUUGCUCUAGGAUGGGUGAUUAGGAAAAAAACAGAAUUGACCCCUGUGUGGGUAUCAUUGUGUAUGGACUGCUGUGUAGAACAAAGAAUUCAUUUAAGUAUGGGACUGUAGGAGAGGGAGGGGAAAAUGAGGUUUUUGGCAAUUUCAUCCUUAGCUACUGGAGCACACUAGGAUUCUUGCUUGCUGUAGCCUGGCUGUGGAGAUUUGUCCAGGUUACCAGGUGUUCCGAUGGAGUAGUGUAGUCAAGUACAUCAGUGACAUUACAUAUUAUGCAUGUGCAGUUGGUAGAACAUGGAAUCCUGGCUCUAAUGACACACUACAAUUCACGCUAUGCUUAUGCUUUUUUUCUUUUCUUUUUUUUUUUUUUUUGUCCUGAGAGUUUUUCUUGGUAUAUGAGAGAAAUGUGUCUCAUCAGUUUAUGAUGAUAAAGUGACUGUUAGAAAUGCAACCUCAGAGCUGCUCUUAAAACAAUAAGAACUAGCCAUCCCAGCAGUGAUAAAUGAGCACAUCUUGUAAUGAAAGUCUCUACCUGUUGUGAAUAAGGAUUACCAGUGGAAACUGCAAAAAUCUUGGACAUUGUCCCAUAAAGAAAAAGUGAGGUCAGUGCAGUGGGGCAGAGAUAGUAAAUAAUUUAAGAAUAAGCAAAACAUGUACUAGAUACACAAGGCAUUCCUAUAAACCCACCUCCAAAAGUACUGCAUCAUCGAGAAUAUGAAGUGGCACCCCCCCCCGCCCUAUCUCUAGGAUAUUGGUCAGCAAUUCAGGUGGUUAUAAAGCAAUAAGAAUACCAUUGUGCAUUUUUCAAAGCCCUGCUUCUUUAAAAGAUACUUUUUGGAUCUUUUCAUUUGUUCUCAAAGUUCUGUGUGCUUGAUAUUCUUAGGCUUAUGAAGUGACCUUCAACACAUCUGCAUUGUUAAUUUAGGCAUGCACAGCAAUCUCCGUUGAGACGGAUUGCCAAGCUCCACUGUAACUCAUGAGUGAUGUAGUUUCCCAUGGUGUUCUUUCUGCCUACAGCUUUAUAUUCUAAGAAUCACCCUUAAUUUGUUGGGUAAAGUUACUAAUAGGAAUCCAAUGAUAAAAAUACUCAUCCCUAGGGUUUUUGUUGUGGUGAUGGUCUUUAUUUUAUAUGAAGGUGGACUUCAACUCUCCUGUAGGGGAAAACCAAUAAUGUUCUCUGUCUUCUUUCACCCAUGAUUUGAGCCCUAAGAUACAGCCUUGGUUUGUUCAGUGGGGGGUUCCCUAGGACUUCUUGGUUUCUGUCGGUCCCAAUAGCCGUCCGAACCAAUGCUUCUGAUGCACAACUUUCCGGAAAGAGCAGACAUCCUUUAGAAUAUGGCAGCAAGCAGAGAGCAGGGCCAGAGGAGGAACUAUGUCAUUUAUACCGCAGUCCAGUGGCUUGUCUAAAACAAGCCUUUACAUUUCUCCAAAGACAGAAAAGGCUAUUCAUCAACUUUUUCUCCCUUUGUUUUAUGUGAAACGCUGAAUAAUUAAAAAAAAAAAGACCAAAAUAAUACAUUAGAUUAUACUUCUAGCUUUUUAUUCCCUAGUAGGGUGGGAUUUUUGUUGGGAUGUAGUUCUGUGGGGUUCUUUUCAGACUUCUGUUAUUUUUGUAACUUCUCUCUGGUGCGCCGGUGGAGAACACCUACUGCCAGAGGACACUGGUACUGUGCCUUCUUCCUGCCUUCUGCUCAGCAGCUCUUCCAGCCCCAUGUGUCUUGCUUCUGGUCAGAGAAGAAAAUCUGGACAGCUGACGUGGCUGUACUGAAGAGUGAAAAGCCUGCUGUCGAGGGCAGUGCGAACAGGUGCCUGUUUCAGCUAGUGACACCCUUAACCUUUACCACAGGUAAUUUCAGAAUCGGAUCACCCUGUGUUUAAAGUUUUGGCACCAACUCUGAAGGGCACAGAACCUAUUUGGUUAAUAAAACAACAGACACUAGGUUCUAGAUAAAAAAUAUUAAAUGCUAGACUAUUCUGUAUUGAAAUUUUAUUCAUCUGGGCUUUUACUACCCAAAUACAUUAUUUCUUCAGAUGUUAUAAUUUUCCCUUAAGAAAAAUAUUCUUACGGCUUUUAUAGGUACCCACUUAACAUAAAUUGGGUUUUUCCAACUUCUGGGACUUCUUAAAGAUUGGUGACUUAAAAAUAACAGGAAACAAUUUUCAUCAGAAAAUUUCAAAGUAACGUAGACAGGAUGGUGUUUUAUCGCCCUCUAAUAUCAAGGAGCUCCUGCCCACUGAUGGCAUGCUCAGCUAAAGCUGUGAACUAUCUUGGAAGUCCUCUCUAUGAAAGUUUAUUUGCCACUAAAAACAAUGCCGAGUUUAUCAAGAAAGUUUAAACAAAAUUAGAUCAUGAGUAAUUCCCAUAGAGCAAUAACUAAAGAUCAAGAUUAAGAGAGCUCAAGCUUUGCAUCCAAUUAGAGUUUCAGAAGCUGCUUUUCUGGGAGAAUACAACUGCUAAUAAACUUGUGUCAAGGGUGUAAGAAUAUAAAUUAGCCUGGAAAAAAGUGUCAGGUAAUGGUAUAGAUUGGUUUUAUUUGACUGUCAAGCCAACAGAACUGUUUGUCACCUUUUUUCCUCAGCUAAAAGCAAUUUGUUACAAACAGGUGAUUUUAAACAAAAAACCUUUCCCUAGUUUGUUAAUUUUUUCAUAUACCUUCAGAGCUAAUAAAUUAUAACUGAUAUAAUGUCUCAGAUUUUAUUCAGGUUCAGACCAGUUAAGCCUGUGUGGUCCUCCUGUUUGAUUACAGGUGUAAUGAUUUGCUUGAAGUAAGGAUAAUAACCCGGAUUUGUAUACUAGAAGAGGUCUAUUUCUAGAACUCCCUGCUAGGUUGCAAGUACCUCUCAACACUUGGACUUUUGUUUUAUACGCUUUACAUCAUUUAUAUAAAGUGGGUUAUCCCUAACCCUGUAGGAGUAUGUGAUCAUUCAAAUUGAUGUGAUGAAUUAGAGAGAUGCGAAUAAAUAUCCCACUAACUUUUAAGAUUUGUUUUCCUUUAAAAAUCCAAUAGAAGAACAUUUCUACACCUUUACCAGUCUGUCCCUUCCAACUAAACAAGUUCUGUGUUCUCAAUGUACCAUUGGAAGGUCUAUAUGUAAAAGAAACCUAAAAUUUAGCUGUAGAAUAAAUUUGCUAAAUAAAAACAAUAUACUUGAUAAACACAUAAGGGAAAAAAAUCUCCAAUUUGUUUCCUCUUUGUUGAAGAGAAGACACUAACUGCUAUAAUCCCCAGUGCCUUGAACUCUUUUGGAGAAAUAGCAUUAAAAAAAAAAAAAUCCAACAAGCAAACUUUGAGGUGCUAAUGAAAGAGAAGGAAGAUGAGUAUUUGUAGUUUGUGCAGAAAUAGAUAAAGCGUCUGUCUCACAAGAGAUGGCUUCAUCUACCUGAAUGGGGUCUGGCCGCUUUCUACCAAAGACAUUUAGAGAAGUGAGUCGAGUCAGGGUGAUGGCAAAUGCUACAUAUUAAAAGAUGGCUAAGUUCAGAAGUGACCGUGUUGAUCACGGAUGGCUGUUAAUACCAAGCUUUCUACUGUUGAAGCCUCAACCUCUUCUUAGGCAGAACAUGCUUGCAGCACUUACAGAAAGUCUUUGCAUUUUGGGAACUGUCCAUUGUUUGUCAGAUUUAUUGUAACCUAAUACCAAAAACUGCCAUUUUUCAUGAUUCCUACCUACUUCCUGUAUCUUUUUUUGUACUUGUAAAUAAUCCCUCCUAGAAAAUAAGCAUUAACUGGAAUGUUUCAAACAAUUUUGCUUAAUUUCAUCAUUGGCCACUAGUGAACUCCUUUUAUAGAAAUGUACAGUACAAUAUCAUCAGCUUGUGCUAAAUGUUGUAAAAACACUGUUUACUGUUUUAAAGGAAAAUUGCACAUAUUUAACUGGGAUUGCUCCUUUUCCCAUUUCUUGAAAAAUGGAGUCAAGGCUUACAGUGAUACCUAGGCUGUGGGAGCUUUGCCAUAAAUAAAUAGAUACAAUGUAGGAAUAUAGUUUUUUAAAGCAUGAAAAAGAAGGCAAAAGGAACUGCAUUAUAAAGUACCUGAUAGAGGGGACAUUAUUCAAGCGAUUAUGCACAGCUCAGUAAAGGUGAAGUUACAAUUUUUCUUUCAGCUUUGUUGCUAUUUUCUUCUGCUUAAAUGUACGCUCUCAUUUCAUUAUGUGCCUUGCUCCCUGAUUGUGCAAACCUAUAUAUAGAUACAUAUAUAUAUAUAUAUAUAUAUAUAUAUAUAUAUGAGAGAGAUAUAUUCAGUACUACUGACGAUGUUUUUUUGUUCUGCUGGAUUAAGUUAUUUUCCAAAUUACCAGUUACUGUCAGCGAACUGUUGUAAUGGCUUAGGACAGUAGUCAUACAGUCAGUGUAAAUUUGUUUUCAGUUAUGUGUUUUCAUUAUGUCAGCUUACCCAAUCCUUAAUAAAAAGAAUACAUAGAUUUCAUUUAAA
This is a messenger RNA of Nyctereutes procyonoides (raccoon dog), 9680 nucleotides long. RefSeq names its product Ras association (RalGDS/AF-6) and pleckstrin homology domains 1 (gene RAPH1). The transcript has 16 exons. Gene Ontology annotation, biological process: signal transduction. Bases 144 to 4127 code for a protein of 1327 amino acids. The record is from RefSeq and is a predicted model, not a curated record. Lineage: Eukaryota; Metazoa; Chordata; Mammalia; Carnivora; Canidae. Gene Ontology annotation, cellular component: plasma membrane; cytosol.